Messenger RNA from Sarcophilus harrisii (Tasmanian devil), 6254 nucleotides. RefSeq names its product zinc finger RANBP2-type containing 3 (gene ZRANB3). Bases 310 to 3645 code for a protein of 1111 amino acids. NCBI's taxonomy places the organism in Eukaryota, Metazoa, Chordata, Mammalia, Dasyuromorphia, Dasyuridae. Gene Ontology annotation, biological process: DNA repair; replication fork processing. Gene Ontology annotation, cellular component: nuclear replication fork. The transcript has 21 exons. The record is from RefSeq and is a predicted model, not a curated record. Gene Ontology annotation, molecular function: zinc ion binding; endonuclease activity; ATP-dependent chromatin remodeler activity.
ACAUUCUAAAGAACUAUUUUCCCUUUAUCUUCCACUGAGCAUCAUGGGAAUUGCAGUUUCCAAGAGAGGUUUGCAACUUUGGCCAAUGGGAAGGGAGAAGGCAGGGGGCGGGAAGCCAGUAACCCUCCCUCAGCCCGCUUUUUCUCAGGAGUGGUUAGGGGCUACCGCGGUCUUUUCCUUUUCAGUGUUUCCCGUCCCCUAGAUCCGAGGAUCUAGGAAAGAAAGCUAUCUCAGGAGAUAUUCUUAGAAACAAGACUAGGGUUGUCCCCGCCUUUCCUUUCGCCGCGCCUCUUGACGUCACUUCCGUUAAUGGGCGUGCCCAUGCUCCCAAACCCUUGGCGGGACCCUGAGCUUCAGAAUUCCUCUCCGACCAGGCUUAACAUGAACAACAUAUCUAGUACUCAAGGAUCUCUUACACCUAAAAAUUCUUCUUUGAAGAGUGAACAUGAAGAUGAACUGCUUUUUUUACCUGAAAAAUUAAGAGCAAGACUACUUCCUUUCCAGAAGGAUGGUAUCACCUUUGCAUUGAAAAGAGAUGGCAGGUGUAUGGUUGCUGAUGAAAUGGGUCUAGGAAAAACAAUUCAAGCAAUUGCCAUAGCUUAUUUUUACAAAAACGAAUGGCCUCUUUUAAUAGUUGUUCCUUCAUCUCUGAGAUAUCCUUGGACAGAGGAGAUUGAGAAGUGGAUUCCAGAACUAGGACCACAUGAGAUUAUUAUUAUUCAGAAUAAAACUGAUGUUGGGAGAAUAUCGACCAGCAAAGUGACAGUUCUAGGUUACGGUCUAUUAACUACAGAUGCAAAGCUUCUAAUAGACACUCUAUACAAACAGAACUUUAAAGUUGUUAUAAUAGAUGAAUCACACUACAUGAAGUCCAGAAAUGCAUCCCGAAGCAAGAUUUUGUUGCCAGUAGUACAAAAUUCUAGAAGAGCCAUUCUUCUUACAGGGACUCCAGCUUUGGGAAGACCUGAAGAGCUUUUCAUGCAAAUUGAUGCACUCUUUCCAAAACAAUUUGGAACAUGGACUGAAUAUGCAAAAAGAUACUGUAAUGCUCAUAUCAGGUAUUUUGGUAAAAGAGCUCAAUGGGACUGUAGAGGUGCAUCAAAUCUAAAUGAACUUCAUCAGCUAUUAAGUAAUAUAAUGAUAAGGAGAUUAAAAACUGAAGUUUUAACACAACUACCCCCUAAAAUUAGACAGCGUAUUCCAUUUGAUCUUCCAUCUGUAGCAGCUAAGGAAUUGAAUACUAGCUUUGAAGAGUGGGAGAAAUUAAUAAGGGCUCCACAUUCAGGUUCCACUGAGACGGGUAGCCACUUUUUUCAAGCCAUGGGGUUGAUGACCCGUAUGUUUAAACAAACAGCUAUUGCUAAGGCAGGAGCAGUAAAGGACUAUAUUAAAAUGAUGCUUCAGAAUGAUUCGCUUAAAUUUCUAGUUUUUGCUCAUCAUUUAAGUAUGCUCCAAGCUUGUACAGAAGCAGCUAUAGAAAGCAAGGCUCGUUAUAUUAGAAUAGAUGGAAGUGUUCCUUCUUCAGAAAGAGUAUAUCUGGUCAAUCAGUUUCAGAAGGAUCCUGAGACUCGGGUGGCUAUCCUAAGCAUUCAAGCUGCUGGCCAGGGUUUAACUUUUACUGCAGCAAAUCAUGUCAUAUUUGCUGAGUUAUAUUGGGAUCCAGGACACAUAAAGCAAGCAGAAGACCGUGCUCACCGAAUUGGACAGAGUAGUUCUAUAAAUGUCCACUAUCUUAUUGCAAAUGGAACACUGGACUCUCUGAUGUGGGGGAUGUUGAACCGCAAGGCCAUUGUUACUGGUAGUACAUUAAAUGGUAGGAAAGAGAAACUAGAAGCGGAAGAAGGUGACAAAGAAAAAUGGGAUUUCCUGAAAUUUGCUGAAGUUUGGACUCCUAAUGAAAGUUUUGAAGAAAUCAAAAAUGAAGUUCUGUUCACCCAUUUUGAAAAAGAAAAACAGCAUGAUAUUCGAGCCUUCUUUUUACCAAAACAUAAUAAGAAAAGACAUACAAUGGCAUCCUGUGAUGAAUCAUGUGUACUACAGGAAAGAGAUACUGAGAAGGCCUUGGAUUGUAGAAAUAUAGCUGCGAGGGAUGCCAUUGAUUGUGGAUGUGAUUUUGAACCUGCAGCUAAAAGGUGGAAAUCAGUGACUACUCAGAACAAUUCCAGUCAAAAAGAGAAAAGACCAUCCUGUUCUAGUCCAGCAAACACUGAAUUUAUAAAAGAAACAAUUCAGAAGACAAAGUCUAAUUCAAUCAACAUAUCCCUUCCUAGAAAAACUUGGCAGUGUGGUCUCUGCACCUAUGUUAAUAGUUCCUUAUUGCCUUAUUGUGAAAUGUGUGAGACCCCUCAAGGCAGUGCUGAAAAUCUAAGCAAGCAACAAAUAGAUCUCAUCUGUAUCCAAGAUGGAAAAGGAAAUCAAGUGAAUGAGUCCCCAAAAAACAGCAUCUUGCAAGUUGAAACCAGCCCUUCUUGUAUGCAGCAAGUCAUUGAACAAUCAACAACAGAACAGUUUGUGGAAAGACAGGAAGAGAAAGCUAAAAAUGAAAAUGAAGGUGAACUAAAAUCCCAAAAAGAACAGAUGGAGAAUUCAGACCCUUUACCUGUAUAUGAUGUCCUAAUGUUCUGUGCAAGUAAGAAUACAGAAAGAAUUCAUCUCUACACUAAGGAUGGUGAACAAAUGAAUUGCAAUUUUAUUCCUUUGGAUGUAAAAUUAGACCUCUGGGAAGAUUUACCAGCUUGUUUUCAAGUGAAACAAAACCGUUCACUGAUUUUGAAGUUUGUGCGAGAGUGGAAUAGUCUCACAGCCAUGAAGCAAAGAAUUAUCAGGAGAAGUGGCCAUAUCUUUUGUAGCCCUAUUCUGGCUUUGGAUGAGAUAACAAAGCAGCAGACCAAACAAAAUAGCAUCAAAAGAUACAUAACUAAAGAAGAUGUUGCAGCAGCUACUAUGAACAAAGUACAGAAUGAUGGGGGUAGCAUCCGUGUGAUCACAAAGAAAUCCAGAUUUUCCUCUAAAAACCAAACGUCUUCUGAUAUAGAAACAUGGGAAACUACUAUAAACCCAGUCCAAAAUGAUCUCAUCACACAACCUUCUACAUCUAAAGGAUUUUUGCAGGCUAUGGAUAUUAAAGGAAAUCCACUUUGUCUCCACUGUCAACAGCCUACUUGCAAGUCUGACCAACAAUAUAACAUGAGCGCUUGGGAUUCACGGUUUUGUUCUCAGAAAUGUCAGGAAGAAUUUUGGAUUCGAUCAAAUAACAGCUACCUACGUGCUAAAGUAUUUGAAAUUGAACAUGGUGUGUGUCAGCUCUGUAAUCUGAAUGCUCAGGAACUCUUUCUUUCUGUCAGAGAUGCUCCUAAAAAUCAACGGAAAAAUCUUCUGCAAACCACUUGGAUCUCAAAACUCUCCAUAGAACAGUUAAAUGAGAUGAUGAUAAACCCUGUAGAAGGGCACUUCUGGCAGGUGGAUCAUAUCCGACCAGUCUACAGUGGAGGAGGGCAGUGCUCUCUGGAAAACCUUCAGACUCUCUGUACAGUUUGUCAUAAAGAGAAAACAGCUAAACAAGCAAAAGAAAGAAGCCAAGCAAAAAGGAAAUCUUCAGCUUCAAAGCAUGGAUCUGAUAUCACCAGAUUUUUCAUAAAGAAGUAAAAUGCAAACAUAUAAAUGAAUCAAAUAUAAAGGAAUGGGAACUUGCAGACUUUUUUUCAGUUUUCAUAUUUAUUCCUUUUAAAAUUUGGAAAAGGUCAAUCAAGAAUUUUCAAGAUUUUCUCUGCUGACAUGAACUGUUUCAGUAUUAUAGAAGAUUCACAGCAAUUGUGUCAAGGCAUACUCAAAUGGAGGUAUUUUGCCAUAAGGCCCUGGGAGUCAUGGCAGAGAUGGCAUUAUCACAGAGUACUAAAUUCCCAUGAUAUUGAUUUUAUUCAGAACUGCAUCCAUUUUCAGUGAGUUUAACCCUGUUUUUUUCUAUUAGAUCUUAAUUACUAUAUCACACAGAUUUUGUCUUAAAAACAAUAACAACAACAACAAACCUACUUUGUUGUUUUUGAACUGGUGCUAGGAUUAGUGUUGGCCUUGUAGUGUCUGGCUAUCCAAUAGUUUGCAGUCCAAAAUUUUUUUUUGUUGCUAAUAUCAUGCUUAUUCAAAAAUGCUCAGUUAGUUAUUAAAAUUAUGCUGAGUAUGCAAGAAGAGACCCAUAUUUCUGAAAUGUCUCCAACUUGGUUUCUUACUUUAUGCAUUUUGUAGUUUGGUUAGCUUGAACUUAUCAACAAUAAAUAUGCUUUUGAAAUUAAGCUAAUGUAAAAUAUCAUAUUUAUGGACAGCUUGGUAUUUCUAGGCAAAGCUACUAAUAAAGUUAUUUCAAAAUUGACUUUCCAUUUAAAAAAGGAACACUAUUUUAAGAUUUCAUUUGAUUGGUUUCUGAAAUGUCUAAAAGCAAAAUUAUCAUUGAAAUAAUCUUCAGCAUCAGAUAGGUAAGCUUUUCAUCAUGUUUAAUUAGUUUAAAGUGAGAUUAAAAGAUUAAAGAUAAAGAUUAAAGAGGCAUGACAAGAAUCAUCAGGUCCAACUUAGAAGCUGGAGCAACCUAAAGAAUAACUUAAAAGGAUUUACUUAAAAGAAUACCUUAAAAAAAAAUUAAAAAAAAAAUAAUGCUUUAAAAGACUUAAGAGUAGAGACCUAUUGAAAAACUAUAAAUCUAUUUGGAUAUAUACCAAACUAGCAUAGAGAUUUCCCAGUUCUAAUUGUCUUUGCACUUUGUAAAAUAGAUGCCCUUGAUAGAAAGAUGGCACAGGAUAAUGUUUCUUUUGAGAAUUGUGUCACUUGAUAUUCAUUCACUGGUUUAGUUUAGUGUUAUUUUGUAAAGUAGGUUGUGUUACUUUGGGCCUCCUCUCUUUUCUGUAUGAGUUGUUGGCAGACUUCUCUCUCUGGAGUUGGCUCACUUGAAGGUUGAUGUAGGAUUUGGCAUAGUUGGUAGUUAAGAAAAAUAAGAGACCAUCAUCAGAGCCCAGCAUGCUUUAUUUCCUGUAUCAUAGCAUGGUUGCAAGUUAGAAUUUGGUAGCUAUAGAUCCCACCUGAGUAGUCACUUGCUCUCUGGCUAUAAACUAAAACAUUAAUCAUAAGAGUAAUAGAAAUAUGAAUUUAAGAAGUAGAACAGAUUGAGAUGCAGUGAGCCAAGAGCAGAUAUCUCCCUUCUAUGCCAGGUUUUUAAAAUGUUGGCCAUUCAAAAAGUUUAAAAAAUUAAAUGACAUCAGCGAGUAUCUACCAUGCAAAAUAUUUAGAAGCCCAUAUCUUGAGUGAUAAGAGUCACAUCUUUUUCCAGGAUGAUGUAUUUAGCCUUUCUGAAGCAUAAAAUUAAGGUUUUGAGGCAGAGAUCUGAUAUCAAAGGCUUCAGACUAAAGAUCUCUGCAGGUGAAUUUUUUGAAAUUGUUCUUUCUCAUAUAUAUUUUGUUCACUUGUUUCAGUUGUGUUUAAAAAUGUUCUUUCUCAAGGGCAUUUGCAAAGGAGCUAUCAAGUAAAAAGAUAAAAAUGGAGGCCUGGAACAAAGUACAAGGAAGGUUGCCAACCCAAACAUUUCAGGCCUCCAACAACAAUAAUCCAGACUGAAUCCUCAGAGAAGAAAAGUUGCUACAGUAUAAGAAAUCCAUAGUAAAUGAAAACUAAUGACUAAGAAAAAUGGUUUCUCAAAUCUUAAAGAAAUAGGAAAGUUUUACAGUCCAGGCUGUUCUCCUCAAACUAAAAUAAUGAAUUGGGAAUUUUCAUCCUGAGAAUGAAUCAAAGAUUGGCCAUAUUGAAACCAAGAACUAUAAUUAUGUUGUAUAAUUAUGUUGAAGGAAGCCUUCCUUUACAUAGAAUCUUGGCUCUAGAAUUCUUAAAUAUUUUCAUUACUUCAGAAUGAGGUUUAUAUCAUAGGAUUUCAGCCAGGCCCAGAUGAGAAAAAUAAAUACCAGGUAGGUAUCAGUGUAUCUUUUCUUGCAUUGAGUUGGUUCAUUUUAUAUUUAGGAACACAGAUCUCUAGGCAGACUUUGAUAAUAAAUGAAGAUGCCAUGGCAAACGCAUUCAUUUUGAAAUUAAAAAAAAAAAAACUCACUCAGCAAUCAUUGCAAUUCAAUGUAUAUUUCUCAGGUCUUUCUGUUAGUAACAGUCAACUUUUACCACUUCCUCCUCACCCUUUAAAGAUUUAUGGCACAGAUUUUUCCUUUUGUUUCAUGUUAAUAAGUUGAAUUUUUCAAAUCUUUGCUUGUCAUCUGCUUUCAUUAUUACAU